GAGGCGGGGGAGGCGGCGGCGGCGGCUGGUGCUUGUCCUUCGCGGUAUGAAAGAAGGUGCAGGCAGAAACGCCGUGUGCUGGCUGCUCCGUCCGUUUUGGGUUUUUUUGUUUCCCCCAACCCGAAAUACCGGGAUUUCAGCCUGCUCUGGGGCUGAAAUACUUGCGUUGGAGAUGAAGCCUUCAGCUUUGAGCGGGGCGUCCGGCAGAGCUGGUACCAGACGCUUUCAGCAGUAACACCGCGGCUUUAGAACUUACAAACUGCAGAAUUUAAAAACUUGGAAGAGUCUGAGCCCGUGUAAAACCCCGUCUCGGUGUCGCUUGACGGGGGAUUGGAUUCGGUGUCCUUAGGCGCAUCUUGCGCGUGAACUUCCUCAUUCUUCCCGUUGUAUUGUUAGCUGAAGCAAAUCACUUCUACUGGCAUGGCAGCACGGAGGGAGCACCAGGCCCCUGCCGCUUGGAGGAACUGCCCGUCCAAGAAAAACAAUGGUGGUGGUGGUAUUUUUCUAGCAGUUUCCAGACCUGUUCACUCCCCCUUCUGCCUGACUUCCUGCUGCAGGCUAACAAAACGACGACUCUACGUCGAUUUGGUGAGAGUAGUAAAAGAUACUGAAAAAACCUGUGGAAAUCUCAUAUGCUUGGUAGGCUUUGAUGCUUCCCUAAAGCACUGUAGUAAGAGGAAGUCAGGAGUAAUUAAACUGAAAAAAAAAAAAAAAAAGAAGAAGAAAAAGGUGUGAACAACGUGUUCGUAUGGAAAAUAAUAUUGAGUCUUUUGGAGAAAUUACAUCAUUUUUAUAACAAGCCCUUCUGAUCCUGGACAGUCUUGCUUUGUAUAUUAAUUACAUAGGUAAGCAUUGGCAGGCUGUGUAUUUCAGAGGUGAAGACAUAUCAUAAAAUAGGAGGUAUUUCAAUUGUCCAAUUACUCUUGAGUUCAUGUGGCCCAGAGAAGAUGUUUUAUUGGAGAUAUGAGCAGUGACAAAUAAGGAUACCAGUACAAAUCAAUCUUUUAAUUCAUCAUUUUAAGUUGGGAGAAGAGCAUUUAUAUGUAAUAGGUCAACAUCUAGUUGUCCUGGUCAACUUCUCAUAAUUCACCAAACUGAUCUCCACAUGGCAUACAAAUAUUUACAGGGUGGGUCCAAGGUGUCAAAAGCGAAACGAGGCGUACAUGACUGUGACUCACAGGAGAGAAGGAAGAUAUAAAAGCAUUAGUUUUGCCACUUGAAAGCUAUUGUCAUUGAAGACUUCUUGCUAUCAGACCUGCAGUGCUUUGCUUCAAAAGUAAGUUAAAAGGACAACUUCUUUCCUUCAGAAGAGAAGACUUUCUGGAGCUGAGGACAUGGAGGAUGAAAGUCAUCCAUGCAUACGCUUAGAGAAGAAAGAUUUGUGUAUGUUUCUAGCUCUUCUUAUGGAAGACUCUCCAGAGUGUCAUGCCCCAUCUGACCAGUUCAAUAAGACUGGGAUUGUAAUAUGUGAAUCAGACAAAGUACACAAAAUGGUAGCUCUGAGUUUUUCCAUACCUGGGUUGCAUGCUGUGCAACAAAUCAUUCGAUGUCUUCCCUCUUUGUUGCGUGACUGCACUGUGUAUUUUUCCAGGAAACCAUGCACAACUUGUACCACAUUCCUCAUUCAAGGUUCGGUUUCUUCAGUCUAUUACUGGCCAAUGGCUCCUGAAAAAAAGGGAGAUUCAGUGGAGGAAGAUACUCAACAAGCUGACCAUAUGUUUCUUAGAAGUCAUAUAAGUAGCAGUGUGCUCUUACCCAUGACAAGCUUUGAAACUGUGAAAAUGAUUGCCAAAAAAAUACAAUGCAAAGAAGAGCCGAACAUCAAUUUUAAGUCUUUUGAUCACAAAACUGAAGAAUUUAAAAAAAAUUUUCCACUGUUUAACAUACAUAGCUCUGAAGAUACGUGUGUCAGGCUGGUGGAAAAUGCUUUACGUUGCUAUUAUUUUUUACGUAAUUGUUCCCAACUUGAGAAAAAAGAACCUGAUGAAAACGUUCAUCGACAUGCUUUGCAGCUUUGUUAUUUUUUAGCAGCAAGAUCUGAUGAUCCAAAUCGAGGUGUGGGGUGUUCACUCUACAGUCAGGACGGAUAUUUUUUUGGGGCAGGUUAUAACGGAUACCCCAUUGGCAUAUUAUAUGCAAACUUGCCCCGUACAGGGAGAAAAAACCGAAAGGCUGGAACUGCAAAACGGGAAGUUGUUCUACAUGCUGAAGCAAAUGUUCUUCUUUACAGAUCAAAGCUCAAAGUAGAAGAGAGUGAUGUUCUUUACUGCACCAAACCUCCCUGUCGUGACUGUCAGAACCUUCUGAAAGAUGUGAAAAUCAAGACAAUUCAUUGUGUACAAGAAUCAUCCAAACAAAUUGGAGAUCACCUAGAUGAUUUAAAGAAAAACUUUGACUAUCAUGAGGUAGGUUUGCAUAUUGAAGAUUAGACACAGGGUUGUAUUAUUAAAAAGUAUUUUUGAACAUUUAUAUAAUAAAAGCAUAGAGUAGUUUGAUAUGUGACAUCCUUCUGGUUU
This is a messenger RNA of Grus americana (Whooping crane), 2516 nucleotides long. RefSeq names its product cytidine and dCMP deaminase domain-containing protein 1-like. The transcript is spliced from 9 exons. NCBI's taxonomy places the organism in Eukaryota, Metazoa, Chordata, Aves, Gruiformes, Gruidae. Gene Ontology annotation, biological process: dTMP biosynthetic process; dUMP biosynthetic process. The coding region runs from base 1335 to 2429 and encodes 364 amino acids. The record is from RefSeq and is a predicted model, not a curated record. Gene Ontology annotation, molecular function: zinc ion binding; dCMP deaminase activity. Gene Ontology annotation, cellular component: cytoplasm.